Messenger RNA from Grosmannia clavigera kw1407, 1353 nucleotides. RefSeq names its product taurine catabolism dioxygenase family protein. The coding region runs from base 1 to 1353 and encodes 450 amino acids. The record is from RefSeq and is a predicted model, not a curated record. Gene Ontology annotation, molecular function: oxidoreductase activity. The transcript has 5 exons. Lineage: Eukaryota; Fungi; Ascomycota; Sordariomycetes; Ophiostomatales; Ophiostomataceae.
AUGGUAACCCCGUUUGAUCCUAGUGUCGACUACUAUCCGCCAUCAAUCCGUCAGAAGUACGGCCUUGGCGACUUUGACAAUGUGAAGUCUCCGCCUGCCGAAGCCGUGCCGUCGGCUGAUAUAGAGUGGCUCCCGGACUAUUUAAAGUUCGUGGAACGAAUUGAAGCACAUGUCAGGGACGUGGAUUCCAAUGGCGCCGGGUCCAAGUGCCGGGCCGUCGGUCUAGAUUCCCCUUUGGCAUGGAGUGGACGAGAGCUGCAGUUGCAAGACAACAUAGUCCCGCUGGACGAGGCUGACGUGCAAGAAAUUCAGUCUGCUAUGGAAUUCUUUAAGGAUCUUUCGUCUGUGAAAAGGGAUACAUUUCCGCUGCCUAAUCUGGGCCCUCGACUUAAGAAGCUAUGCUCCGGUGUGUACAACAAGAAGGGUUUCUGUAUUCUCCGAGGGUUGUCUCCAAAGUCCUACUCCCGCGAAGACAAUGUAAUAAUCUAUCUCGGUAUUUCCAGCUACUUUGGAGAGCAGCGUGCAAGGCAGUACCCGGAUGGAUCCAGCAUCGAUGUCCGAUUCGACGAGGUCGCAGACAAUAAGCGCAGGCCUGCGUUCACCAAUGCUCCCUUCCACACGGACUUACUUUGUAGCUUGUUGGCCAUGUACUUUCUCGAUACUGCUGCCAGCGGUGGCGAGAUCCGUCUGGCCUCUUCGUUUAGGGUUUACAAGGAGAUUGCCGACAGGCUGCCAGAUCUCAUCAACGUUCUUGCCAGUGAUGAUUGGGUCCAUGACACGCCGCUGCUCCAUCUUUGGCAGGACAAGCCCGUCCUCAUCUUCUCGCGCCGGAACCUCACUGGCUCUAAAGCGACACCGCGCUCCUUGGAGAUUCCGCCGAUGACGGAAGCACAGGCCGAGGCCCUGGAUGCAGUCCAUUUUAUAGCAGAAGAGCACUGCGUCACCAUCACCCCUCAGCCUGGCGAUAUGGUGUUCAUCAACAACUUUGCCGUCAUGCACAGCCGCAAUUCAUUUCAAGACAGCCAAACGUCCAAGCGCUAUAUCCUGCGGCUUUGGCUGCACAACCCGGAAGUCGGCUGGGAUGUACCCCCUGGGCUACGCUUGGCCUGGGACCGUUUAUUUGAACGUGUCGACGAGAUCGUCAACUACUGGGAUAUUGACCCGUACUCGGAGCGAGGGCGCUCCCUCUACCGCAAGAAUCGGACUUUUGGUGCUACAGACGGCGGCGAAGGCACUGGUGGAGGCAUUAGUGGAGGCGGUGGUGGUGGUGGUGGUAGUGGCAGUGGUGGAGGCGGUGGUGGAGGAGGUGGAGGUAAAGGUGGUGGCUACGGCUAUUCCUCCUCGUGCGGAUGA